Molecule: messenger RNA, 726 nt
Organism: Colletotrichum chrysophilum
Lineage: Eukaryota; Fungi; Ascomycota; Sordariomycetes; Glomerellales; Glomerellaceae
Exons: 2
Coding region: 1-726 (241 amino acids)
Source: RefSeq, a predicted model, not a curated record
AUGGCGUUGCAGCUGAUCUACGCCGUGGUGAUGAUUAGUCGCUGGGCGUGGCUCGCCGCCAGUAACAGCGAACCUUCAAGUCUUGCAACUGUUGCCGACCCGUCGAGUAAUGAUCCGAACGCAGCCCUGGCGGCGAUGGAGGCAGCCAUCAACCCCAACACUCCUGUCUCAAUCUCUACGCCUUCGACAUCAUCUAAGUCGCCUUCGCAGGAUCAGUCUGCACCGGAAAAAAACCUGCCUCGGGUCCUCGCUGAGCUGAGAGCCCAGCUCUCAAGACAGCCGGCGCUCUUGAUCGACGUGGCGGAUAUCCUCAACAAAGUGGCUACCCAGCUGGAGGAGGUCGACGCUACCAUGGCGGCGGUGUCUGCUGACUCUGGGCCGUGGAGGGGUAACAUUUACACUCUGGGUGCGACAAAGGUCAGGAUUGCACAGAUCAGACAGAGGAGGUGGGCCGAAAUUGUGUCCAAAGGCGAGGAGGAAGAGGAUGAAGAUGACGAGGGUGGCGAACAGGAUGGAAUGGGCGAAGUUGAGAUGCAGGGGAACAUACCGGCGAACUUUUCGACCAUGGGAAAUUGGGGAUUUGAUAUGACUUGGGGACCUGAUGUCUAUGAUAUCGUCGACCCAUCACUGUUCAUGGAUGGGAUGGGCGGGGCGGUAGGAGACUGGGCAGGUGUUGGGUUUACAGGCAUGGCAUCGGCGGAGCAGCUGGGGCAGAGAUAUGUGUGA